Molecule: messenger RNA, 309 nt
Organism: Phytomonas sp. Hart1
Lineage: Eukaryota; Euglenozoa; Kinetoplastea; Trypanosomatida; Trypanosomatidae
Source: the annotation of a GenBank genome assembly
AUGCGCCUGGGCCUGAAGGUGGACCAGUUCGGGAAAGCAGCCAUCCGCGCGGAUUUGCAUCCCGCACAUCGCGCCCGCCACUUUCUUCACGAUCGGCAGCAGCGAAGCCGUCAGCGCCCGAUGGCAUUCCUGCAAAAGCAUCGCGUACAGCUCCACGAGGGAUCGCCGCGGGGGGCAUUCAACGGCCAACGCCAACGGCGCUUUUAUAUUCCCGCGAAUCGUCCGCCGCCCUCCUUGGGCGUUCGGCGUGGGGUUGGCAUACGCGAUGGAAGGCGUGGGCACGUUCGAAAUGCUCCCGGCCUUGAGUGA